CUCAGCCCUUUCAGAAGCUCUCUGCUAGUUCGGAUCCAAGGUGUGACGAGCCAUGGCGACCACGAUCCUGCAGCCUCCCGUGCAGCUGAUGGUGCUCUGCCGCUGGUACCUGUACGCCAUCCACGGCUACUUCUGCAAGGUCGUGUUCACGGCGGCGUGGGAGUUCGCCGUGCACUCCGAGUGGAAGUUCCCGGGCGUGACGAGCGUGUGGACGCUCUUCAUCUACGGCACGUGCAUCCUGGCGAUGGAGCGCAUGUACCUGUACCUGCGCGGGCACUGCCACGUGUUGGUGCGCUGCCUCAUCUACACGCUGUGGACGUACAUGUGGGAGCUGAGCACGGGGCUGCUGCUGCGCCAGUUCCACGCCUGCCCCUGGGACUACUCCGCCUUCCGCUACAACUUCCUGGGCCUGAUCACGGCCGAGUACGCGCUGCCGUGCUUCUGCGCCUCCUUCGUCGUGGAGCGCCUGCUCAUCCGCAAAACGCUGCGCCUGCGCUUCCAUCAGGGCACCGACGACGGCUUCGGGCGGAGCUACAUCAGCACCUUGAUGUCCAGCAAUAACAGCUUCCUCAAAUGGGAGUGAAAACUCCUGCAGGGGGGCGGGGACUACCUGGUGACAUCGACGCAAACCCCGCCCCCCUCUGAAUGAAAACAAGGAAAACAUGGACCCUCUU
Molecule: messenger RNA, 674 nt
Organism: Nerophis lumbriciformis (worm pipefish)
Lineage: Eukaryota; Metazoa; Chordata; Actinopteri; Syngnathiformes; Syngnathidae
Product: transmembrane protein 229b-like
Source: RefSeq, a predicted model, not a curated record